This is a messenger RNA of Epinephelus moara (kelp grouper), 2583 nucleotides long. RefSeq lists its product as uncharacterized. The transcript has 13 exons. Gene Ontology annotation, biological process: positive regulation of B cell proliferation. Gene Ontology annotation, cellular component: plasma membrane. The record is from RefSeq and is a predicted model, not a curated record. The coding region runs from base 1 to 1881 and encodes 626 amino acids. Gene Ontology annotation, molecular function: NAD+ nucleosidase activity; phosphorus-oxygen lyase activity. NCBI's taxonomy places the organism in Eukaryota, Metazoa, Chordata, Actinopteri, Perciformes, Serranidae.
AUGGAGUAUGAAGUUCCUAGACCUGUGAUCCAAGUGGAGUUUAGGGCGGUUAGACUAAUGCCGUACGAACAGGAAAUACCUAUAGUCUUAAUAGGGCACAGACAACAAAUCACUUGGGUCAGAGGUCAAACAGAGUGCGAAGGGCAAAGAACUAGGGCUGGGGGACAAACAGAGUGCAAAGGGCAAAUAACUAGGACCGGAGGACAAACAGAGUGCGAUGGACAAAUAACUAGGGCUGGAGGACAAACAGCGUGCGAAGGGCAAAGAACUAGGGCCGGAGGACAAACAGAGUGCAAAGGGCAAAUAACUAGGACCGGAGGACAAACAGAGUGCGAUGGACAAAUAACUAGGGCUGGAGGACAAACAGCGUGCGAAGGGCAAAGAACUAGGGCCGGAGGACAAACAGCGUGCGAAGGGCAAAGAACUAGGGCCGGAGGACAAACACAUAGACAAAUAGAACAGGAAGGGCAGGAAGAGUGCGAAGUGUGUUGCACUCUUAACAAGAAAAAGCAGUGGAUCCUAGGCCUAAUUGUUGCUGGAAUCAUAGUGAUUAUUGUUGGGGUUCCAUUGGGAGUGCUGCGCCGUCAAAGACAAAAAUCCUCUGCACAAGAAUUCUCUGCACAAUUCAUAAACGGAUGUCAGAAGUUCACGGGGGGAAACAACGAAAGCUACUGUCAACACAUAUUUGCUGUCUUUGAACAAGCCUACGUAGGGAGGCAAGAAUGUGAUGUUCCUGUGGAAGCCUAUGACCCCUUAAUGGCCGAAGUCCCCUUCAGACAUCCAUGUAACAAAACAAUGCUCUGGAUCAAAACAAAGGAUCUGGUCCACAAUUACACACAAAAGAAUAAGGAUUGUUUCACCCUGGAAGACACUCUAUUGGGACACAUCCUGGAUAACAAGAAAUGGUGUGGAAGGAAAGGCAGUAAUGAAACAUUCAUUACCGGCUGCCCAGGGCCCAAUGACUGUGAGAAUAACUCGGUUUCCUCAUUCUGGAACAGAGCAUCUGCUGCAUUUGCAGAGCAUGCCUGUGGAGAAGUUACAGUUAUGCUAAAUGGAUCCAAAGAAGAACCGUUUUAUAACGGAAGACGAGGAUCUGAAAUGAAACGUGUCGUGGCCAUUGGUGCUGGAGUCCUUGGGGUCGGAGUUGUGGUGUCUCUACUGGUGCUGUUUAUUCCUCAAACAGUCCAGUUCAGGAAAACAUUCAUGAAGAGAUGUGAGGAGUUCCCGCAGCACAUCCACAGCUGUAAAGAUACACUGGAUACCUUUGAAGGAGUCUAUGUCGAUAAGGAGCCAUUUAGCUUCUCUGAGCAAAACUAUGAUCCACUCUUUGAAAAGAUCCCCUUCGCACAUUCAAGCAACAAAACGAUGCUCUGGAGUGACACCAAAGCGCUGGUCCAUGACUUCACAAAGAAGAGAGACUGUUUUAUCACCCUGGAGGACACUCUGUUGGGAUUUGUAAUGGAUGGUCAGAAGUGGUGUGGACUGAAAGGCAGCAAGGAAACAUUUUCUGUGUUCUGUGAACUCGUGAAGAACAACAAUCCUGUUAUUUCAUUCUGGAAAAAUGCCUCUGCCAGGUUUGCAGCAUAUGCCAGUGGUGAAGUAACAGCAAUGCUGAAUGGUGGCCUGAAAACACCAUACAAUCCUAACAGUAUUUUUGCAAGCAUUGAGGUAAAGAGACUCUUCUACCCAAAGGUGACGCGCCUCAGUAUUGUUCUGCUCACUGACAAGGAAAAUGUGAAAAAGUGCAAUGAAAACGAAUCCCUACAGAAUCUAAAGAACGAGCUGGAUCAAAAAGGAAUUCUUUAUAGUUGCAAGGAGGUGACUCGAUCUCACAUCCGGAAGUGCAUUAAAGAAAACAAUGCCUGUGGAGCCUGCUGGUGAAGGUGUCUAAACUAAAUGUCAAACUACAAUAUUGGACAAGACACAAGAGAAAGCUGCUGAAUACAAAAUUGAGUUUUAACUUCUUUUCAGUCCUUGCUGUAAACUCAUGAGAGUGCUAUCAAAUAUUUGGCAGAUUAAAUUCCUUCCUACACAUUGACCUGUUUGAACUACAACAUCUAAUGUCUUUUACAGAUUUAUAAAGUACAAUUAACCUAUGUCUAUGUGACUUGACUUGUAUGAAAAAGUUUUGGUUCUUAUUCCUUCUUUGUUCUUGUUUUUUGUUCUUCUGCAAUCAGAUUAUGCUCAACUCAUGAUCUAACUUCUUAUUUUGUGGCAAAACCUGAAAUAUGUAAUAAAAUGUCAAAAUAUAACAUGAAGGUAUUGUAGUGUAUUAUCAUUUACUCUGAAGGUUUGGAACAGAUGACCAGUAAGGGGCCCAGAGUUAAAAAGCAUAUAUGGUCAGGGUCAAAGAAAAGAUAUUUAUGGUUCAGGGUUAAAGUGGGUGAAAUCCAACUAGGGUCACCCUUGGUUGUUUGUCUGACUUUGUCUCACAUUUCACAGAAACAGCGUGUCUAUAUAAUGGGAGUAAUUUGGGGCUGCUUUUCAGAGUAGUUCACAUCGGCUGAAGAACCCUCUCCAAGCAUGCUAGAUGCUUGAUAGAUGCUGUACUUCUUGUAAUAAACCUUUUCUUUAAGCAAGCAA